CCAGUCGCCCACGGUCUCCACACCACCCUUUGAAAAAGAGAGGAGAGAGAGAGAGAGGAGGGCACAAGAAUUUCUCCACUCCCACCACCACAGCAGCCAACCGAGAGAUUCCCAGCAAUGUCCGACGAGGCCAGGCGCGUUGCCGGGGGCGGCGCGGCGUCGCUGGCGGCGCUGAGGGCCUCCUCCGACGUCCUCGACCGCAAGCCGGCCGCCGCGGGCUCCCCUCCGCCGGGCGCCGCCGCCGCCGCCACGGCGGGCCACAAGAUCCAGCUCAAGAGCGCCGACAUGAAGGAGGAGAUGCGCCAGGAGGCCUUCGACAUCGCCCGCGUCGCGUUCGAGAAGCACACCAUGGAGAAGGACAUCGCGGAGUACAUCAAGAAGGAGUUCGACAAGAACCACGGCCCUACCUGGCACUGCAUCGUCGGUCGCAACUUCGGGUCCUACGUGACGCACGAGACGAACUACUUUGUGUAUUUUUAUAUCGAUUCUAAAGCCGUCUUGCUAUUCAAAUCUGGGUGAUUGGCGCAGCUGGCAUCCCCUGUGCUCUCUAUCCUUUAUGCCCCUUUCCUCUGCGUUGUCUGCAACCAAAGCUGGAAGCCUGGGAUUCUGAGAGCCUGCAGCAUGCCGAUGUUAUUAGCCGCGGAUCUUUUCCGUGUUCCAGCAAUGUGAGAUUAGAUUGUGUGUCUAUUUUACGUCUGAUACAUCUAGGUGGUGUCCUGACAUUGCCCUAUUGUAAUCUGAUUGCCAGAAAACUCAGACAAAAGGUUGUCAUCGACAAGGUAAAACUUGUGAUGAUCUGCUUAUAUUAUGACUGUCUGAGUGUCUGGUAUACAGGUUUUCAUUCUCUGGCCACAGGGUCGCAGAAAUUUCAGUGGUUUCCAUGAAUGAUAUCCUAUAUAUUGCAUACAUAUGAUUUGUCUC
This is a messenger RNA of Oryza brachyantha (malo sina), 921 nucleotides long. RefSeq names its product dynein light chain 1, cytoplasmic. The transcript has 3 exons. Gene Ontology annotation, molecular function: dynein light intermediate chain binding; dynein intermediate chain binding. Gene Ontology annotation, biological process: microtubule-based process. The coding region runs from base 118 to 519 and encodes 133 amino acids. NCBI's taxonomy places the organism in Eukaryota, Viridiplantae, Streptophyta, Magnoliopsida, Poales, Poaceae. The record is from RefSeq and is a predicted model, not a curated record. Gene Ontology annotation, cellular component: dynein complex.